Synchiropus splendidus (mandarinfish) is the source of this 4969-nucleotide messenger RNA. It is a transcript of the gene klf8, whose product is annotated as Kruppel-like factor 8. Gene Ontology annotation, biological process: regulation of transcription by RNA polymerase II. The record is from RefSeq and is a predicted model, not a curated record. The transcript is spliced from 7 exons. Bases 390 to 1604 code for a protein of 404 amino acids. Gene Ontology annotation, molecular function: RNA polymerase II cis-regulatory region sequence-specific DNA binding; DNA-binding transcription factor activity, RNA polymerase II-specific. Lineage: Eukaryota; Metazoa; Chordata; Actinopteri; Syngnathiformes; Callionymidae.
GGGCGGUGCCGGGUCGCCUCGCUGCAGGGCUGCGCAGCCUGUGACUGACAGAAAGAUGAGGGGUGGGGACGCAGGGUGGGGUCACGAGCAGGGAGAGGCGGAGGCGGAGAGAGAGAGGGAGCCCAGCCCUGGAGAACACGGCAACAACACCGACGGAGAGCAGCCACAGACGCCGACUGUUUUCGGGGGGAGCCGAGGGAGUCUUCGACGCUGCGGACAUGAACUGAAGGAGGAGGCAGGGACGGUGCUCGUACACCCCGAAUCCUGACUGUGAAGGUGGGAACCAGAAGCCCCCCUCUCUCCAUUCGAGUUCCUGCUGAGCUACACCCAGGCCGACCCCCUCCCUGCUCCCGCUGCUCCACCCCUCCUGCACCGCUCCGGCAACCGAGAUGCACACGGAGACCCGUGGCAAGAAAUCCACUCCAAAGCAGAAGAAGAAGAAGCAGAGGGGCCUGGCCAAGCAGCGCGCCGCUAACCAGCCGCCGCCGCCUCCUGCAGCGGCCGAGGAAGAGGAGGAGGAAGAGGUGAAGGAGACGGACGAGGAGCCCAGGCCUCCCGAGGAAGAGGAGGAGGAAGCCAGGACGGAGGAAGGAAGAGAGGAAGAGGAGGAGGUGACCAACAUGCCGUCUGUCCAGAUCAAACCAGAACCAGAGGAGAUGGAGUGCACGGCGGAAGUGGGCUGUGGCCCUUCACAAUCGGCGGACAUCGAGGUGAAGAAAGAGUUGCUGAUCUGCAAGACUGAGUCCCUGGCACCCGAGCCGGCCCUGGACCAGACGGAACCAGUCGAUUUGUCACUGAACAAACCGCGGUCGUCCACGCAGCCGUCCACAACAACAACCAACACCACUGUGAACCCGCCACCUGGCACUGUGGUGGCCCAGCCGGGGCUGUCGGCCACCCCAGUCCCAUCCACGGUACAGUCCAUCGGAUCCAUGGUGCUUUCGCCGGGCUCCAUCUUGGCCACGCAGGGCGCCGGCGGCCAGCAGAUCCUCCACGUCAUCCACACCAUCCCGUCCGUCAGCAUGCCCAGCAAGGUGGGCCAGCUGCAGACCAUCCCGGUGGUGGUCCAGUCGCUACCCGUCGUCUACACCACCAUGUCCACGGACGGCGUCGCCACAGCCGCCAUCACAGUGCCGCUUAUCGGCAGCGACGGCCGUUCGGAAGGAACCGUUCGGAUCAAACCCGGUUCCACGUCUCCUGUGGAGUACCAGAGCGAGAGCGACGCGGAGAGCGGCACCGAGUCCGGGUCGGCCUCGCUCAGCGCCCAGAGUCUCGACGCAGGGUCAGUGAUGGACCUGGAGGCCGUCGACCCCGACUCUCCUGACGUCAAGAGGAGAAGGAUCCACAUGUGCGACUAUGAAGGCUGUAAAAAAGUGUACACCAAGAGCUCCCACCUCAAAGCCCACCGGAGGAUACACACAGGUGAGAAGCCGUACCACUGCACCUGGGAAGGCUGCACCUGGCGGUUCGCUCGCUCUGACGAGCUGACGCGACACUUCCGGAAGCACACGGGAAUCAAACCUUUCCGCUGCACCGAAUGCGACCGUUCCUUCUCGCGGUCCGACCAUCUCUCGCUUCACCGCCGCCGCCACGUCAUGAUGUGAACUAUGAAACUCUGACGGAGGCUUGGCUCAGCACAUCUGGAACGACAUCCAGUGGCGACAGCGGAUCCCGACUCUGGGAAGGAGCAUCUCCCGGACGCGACCGAGGAGCUCAUACAUCACAUCACCUCAGCUGCUUCUUCAAACUUGGAAAAGACUAAUCAGCGAAUUCCACGUUCAGGAAAACAGGAAUCAAUCCAUCGGUUACUGAAAUACUACAGUACAAAAAAACUGUGUGUGGAAAAUAUUCUGUCAUAAAUAGCGGAAUGGAAGUCUGUUUUUCUCAGUGGGAAAGACCCGGCAUCCAAACUGCCGCUGCUGGUCCUUUGUUUCUCCUCAUCUUCUCCCAAGUGAAAAUCGAGGCUAUAUGCUAACACGCUAGCAUGUGGCAGCAUGUGUCAUGUCCAUCGAUAUUAACAGCGGGAGGAUGGAAAAGUCGCCUGACCAACCAGUUCUUGGACGUUUUCGCAGCUGAGGUGAUGAUGCGUCCUUCCUCUCGAGUCACAUGACCCUGCACGCGGCGUAAAAACAGUGUUUUACGUCAAUGUUCUUCUCUCCUCUUGCCGCCACGGUCGGCGUCAGAUGCAGGAUUUUCCUUGAUUUCUUUCUGGGGCUGUGAAAAAUGUUUUCUUGCCGAGUGUGUGUUUUUGAGCAAAGACAAGUGUUUCGCACACGCGUGUCGUUAGCCGCUGCCCGUCGAGCCCUAAUGACAGAAUCACCGCAACCGCUGACGGACUUGUUUAGUUGUCUGAUGUUAAAUAUUUAUGUCCUUCGUGUUCUUUUCCGAGAUAAAAAAAAAAACAAGAGUCUAAAUCAUCAGGUAAUGUGUCGUGACGUCGAAUGAGGGAACACGUUGAAGCACAAAUAUAACAAGAAUGAAGAAGGAAAUUGUAUCAGAUCAUGUUUUAAAAACUAAAAAGUGAUAUUUAAGAAAUUAUUAAAACUUUUUAGCAAAGUAUUUGGAAGUUUUGGUGUCACUUUUUCAUACUUUCAAACUAGAAAUAAAGUCUUAAAACGUUUCUACAGCCCAAAAUUAAACCCUUUUUAAUGACUGAAAGCCAAUAAUUCUGCUGAGUCCUGCUGUCGUAUUGAAAAUAUUUAGACAGAAUAGUACAUCUGCAUCUUAAGCUUCUACUGCUAACGGUUAGCAUCUGUGAGAAAAGUCUUUUAUUGACAGAAUAUUAUGGUCAUUAAAACAUAAAAAUCGGCUGUGUCCAUUUUUGCUGAGUAAUGUUUCAAUUACAAAAAUCGAUGAUGUAAUGAUGUAUAGCAAUACAAAAUAUGUUUUCCCCACCGUUAUGUUUUGACUCAGAACGCAGAAGAAAAAAAGCGAAACUAUGAAUCAGUAUUUCCGAGAUGACACCAUCUGAACACAGGUGCAAUAGCAGAAGUGUUGAAAUAGCGUCAGUCCUUCAGCGGUUCUGGUCCAAACCAGGUGCAAGAGUGGGACGUGUUAUUCCCGGAAUCUCGCGUGGGCUUCUGUUUCUCAGCCUCUGACUGGAGCUGGACUUGAUUAUGCAACUUUAACCUCGAGCACUGAUGAGUUCCGAACCUGUUUAGUUGCCUCCCGUCCACCUUUCUUUUCCCCGAUCCCUGUCGGUUAAAUCUCCUGAAUUCUUCGAGAUAAAAAAGAAUAUUCAAGACAGAUUUUGAUAGUCUUUUGUUGAUGACUUUUGAAAGUCCGAACAAAUUCUUUCGCAGCACAGAACGCCGUUCCUCUUAACGUCCCCUCCUGCUUCGGCUGAAAAAAAAAAAAAAAAUGAAAGCACAUCUUUCUAGAAGAGUUUAUGCAUUUGAUGGCGAUUUGUGUUCUUUUGUAAACUGUUGAUAGACGACGAGAGAUAAAUACGAGAACUCCUGUACAUACGUGUAAAUAACGGAGAGGAAAAAAAGUAAACGUAACGGGUGAAUUUCUAUUUUUAACACUGACUAGAAAAAUGUGAACAAAACUUUUCUGCUCCUUCGUUGGUUUCGAUGUUUCAUCGCGUGUUCAGUUGGAAAUAUGUAGUUUCUUCAAGAUUCUUGGUCCCACUUGUGUUGUGCACACUUGUGUUGCAUGGAGAGUAGCGUUCUGCUUUUGACUUAUCGUGGCGUUGGUGAGCAUGGUGUGUGUGUGAGUGUGUGUGUGUGAGACAGAGAGUGGCGAUGAACCAGAGGGAUCCUUCAAAUUCUUGCACAUUCUGGUCUAAAAUUCCCGAAUUUUUCUCACACACAUUGUGCCGGAAACAACUCAAAAGAAAUGUCACGACAAAAAGGGCUAAAUUGUGUAUCGACUCACACGCUAUUAGCAUUAGCAUUGCAAUAAUCUUUUUAACGCAACAGUAUUCCUUAGUUAUAAAUACUUAGUUUUUGUCUUUUUUCUUAAAAAAUAUCAAAUAUAUGUGUGUCGAGGCAAGUGAGACACGUUAAACUGACUUUAUUUUUGCAUCAUUUCAUCCCUAAACAGCUAGUUGGUUUUACAAGGGCUAUAGCUUUACAAAGUUUAUGCCAUUGUUUGUUGUAUGUGUGUAUGAAUCUGCGUCCUGAAUCUAAAGUUCAGUUCGAUCUUUGUCGCGGCCUGAUCUGGUCCUGCAUAAACGGGGUAAAAAAAGGGGGGGAAGAGCUCGCACCUGCUCCUUUGGAACUGCACCAAUGCAUUGUAUAGUAUUUUAAUGACAAACUUCUACAAUAUCACCAUGUCACUAACUUCGGAAUUUCCACGGGACCAGAUCAGGUAGUGACAAUAUUAAAAUUAGCUUCAACAGGGUCUUUUUAAAAUCAAACAAUCAUGUGAAACCUCCAAAAUAAUAAUAGUAAAUAUCAAACAGUUUCAGUUUGUUGAAAGUUUGCGGAGUAAUUUUGAGUAUUUAUAGAACCAGAACAGACUCUUGCACUUAUUACUGUUUCUUUCAUCGUCAUUAUUACGCGUGAAACAAAAAAAAAACGCUGUAGAGCGCCGCCCUCUGGUCACCGUCACUGCAGAUCAACACUCGCCGAGCUGUGUCUCGGUCUGUUCUCUGCUCUCUUCUCCUUCUUUCCUGCAAAGUUGCGUUGAUCUUCAGAUGGAGUUCUCGUCCGUCUCAGUGCCUGAACUCGCCGCCAACGUCUCUCUUUUUUUUAAUUUCUAUGGAAUGCAGUAACUUCCGGGCCAGUACUAUAUUUACUCAGUGCAAUGCAGUCAUGCUUCAAUAAUACAGAUAUUAAUAAUAAUUUGUUUUCUGUUGUUGCUUUUUUUUUGCAUUUGUACAGAACAACUGUGUAAAGAUCAGCGAGGAAAACGUGGACUUUUUGAUACUGUGACUGUCGGUGUUCUAAAGUCGCUUUCUCCCUGUAUAGUUGUGAUUAUUGCCCCCCCCCCAACUUUCUUCUUUUAUAGAAUAAAAUGUUUU